GGGGAGGGGGGAGGAAGGAGGAGAAGGGGAGGUCCUGCCCUCCUUCAGACGGGCUCCAACGAGUCCCAGGCCACUUUGACCAACUUUCUUUUAUGUUUCAGGAAAACCUCCGAAGCUCGUCAACGCGGGCGGAAAGACUGUGAAGUCGGCGGGCUGAAGGGACCCGUGGGUGGCGGACGGCGACAUGUCAGAAGGACCCGGAGCCGUCUGGAUGUGACUGGUAGGGGAUGGAGGGACAGAAAGAGACAGCUGAGGAGAAGGAGGAGGAAGAAGAGGAGAAAAAACUUCAUCACAUCACAACCGCGUCCUCCGUGGAGGACCCAGACCUUCCCAUCAUGCAGUGGGAGGACUUGAGCCAGCGGAUAGCUGAGCUGGAGAAACAGGAGCACGAGAGGAGGGAGGGGUCAAAGAGGGUGACGGCAUUGAAGACGGGGGACUUUCAGGUGUGGAGAGACGUGUGGGAGGAAGAGGAGGAAGACUUUCGGAGGUGUCGAGUAACACAGAGAUUUCACAACCAUGGAAACCUGCAGCUGUGCUUCAUCAACAACAGCGACAGUGAAGACGAGGACGAAGGAAGCAGUAAAAAGGUUUCCUUGGGAAUGGGCAGAAACAGCAGCCAUGUCGCUGGGCUGAAACAGGAAGUGGCCACUGCUCUGAGAACGCUGAGAGAUGAGCUGCUGGCCGAACAGAAGGAGAAGGAGCAUCUGGCUAGCAGCAGCAGUGUUGCCAAACGGAAACAUCUGGAGCGUUGGGAGCUUCAGCAGUGUUCAGUGCAGCAGCUGAGCAGCUUGAGAGCAUCACUUCAACAGGAUGUACACGCUCUGAGCUCUGAUCUGGUGGCCCACCUGUUGAUACGAGACCAGCUGAGGACGAAGCAGGAUGCCAUGUUGUUGGACGUCCAGGACCUGACCUAACAGCAGGACCACAUCCGGGACAUCUGUCCACUCUGGGACCAGGUUGGACUGCUCGUGCACAUCAGCCGAGGAGGCUUUUACUAUACAGCGCAAUUUUAGCUGACCUUUCAUUGAUUUAUUAAAUCAUCAGCAUUCAGAACUGAUUGGACAGAUCAAAAGGAAACUGAAUCACCUGAAAACCCACGAAAGGGUGCAGCAUUGUUCUGACUUUUAGACAACACUUGACAGACUACCAGGAGUUGUGUCGGAGACAGGAUGAGACUUCAUAGUUCAUCCAGGAGUUGGUACAUGAAUGCAGGGUGAUGUUAAACGACAAGUUAAUAACCUGAGAGAGACAGAAAGUCAUCCUGUUUCAGAAUGACGGAGGAUCAAACACUCCAUCUGGACUGUUUGGAAGUCAAAGGUCAACAUGUUCGGGGAAUGAGGAUGUUGUUGAACCUACAAGGCCUGUAAAACAACAAAAACAAAGAUUCUGACAUCUUUUCUUCUAAAGUGCACUCAGCCAUGUGAUUCACAGAUUGCUUUGGUCUGUUAAGACAUUCAAGAUCUUUGGCCUCCAGUUUGGGGCUGUAAAUUAAGGUAGAGGUCCAUUGGGGAAGAGGAGGUGGUUGUGAUCUGACAGUCAGAAAUUAAAUUUUCCUCUUUGAUGCCACCAGGUUGACGACUCCAGUAGAACAUAAGAAAAUUACAUGUGCUGAACAUGAUGGGUGAGCAGAUUGGGUUCAGCAGCUCUUACAGUCAUUUUUCUUCCAUGGAUUAUAAGCAGGUGACAUUUGAAAGAAACCAGCUGAGGUGGUUCAACACCUGAUCAGGGUCCUCCUGAGCACCUCCCUUUAGAAAUAUUCUGGACACCUCCAACUGGGAGGAGACCCAGAACUCAAUGGAGGGAUUAUAUCUCUCAUCUGUGCUGGGAACACCCCAAGGUUCUCCAGGAGGAGCUGGAAGAACUGAGGAGAGGGACAUCUGGAAUACCCUGUUGGGUCUGCUGCUACCACAACCUGAGGGGUGGAUCAUUUAGAGAUAUCCUGUGUAAUUCUUUUGGUGCUGUUGUCACUUUAGGUUUCACUAAAACUAAACAUUAAACGUAUAACAAUUUUUUGUGUGUUAUUUAGACAAUAACUUUCUCAUCUUUAUUCCAUAACGUAGGGAGGGCUUAGCUCCACUAGCCCGUUUAUACCAGCCGUCACUGAAGUCUGUGCAUUUCAUUCAUCAACAGACAAUAAAAUCAGUGUGGUUUUUCUCAGGUAGGAGGACCAGCAGCAGGUUCAUUCAAGGAGGUGGAACCAUCACAGUACACAGUACUCAGAUUUGUGAAUAUCCAAAAUGACCGAAAGUUUCUGGGAUUAAAUUUUAUACAGAGCUCGUAUUCAGAAAUCACAUUUGUCUUUAAAUCUAAAGUCCAGAUCGUGUUACUUUCUCUAACUUCCUACAAGUCAGUUAGAAAGUGAGACAAAAUAAGUUAACGCAGACGCUGUGGUUUGUUGGACUUUUGGUGUGUAAUGGUCUGGAAUGUGUACUUUUAAAUGCAAGUGAGGGGCACUAACAUAUUUAAGUUUUACUAUGUUUACUCGUUUUAACAAGGGAACAUUACACUCCUACAGCAGGUGUAGCAAGACAAGCUCAAUUUCAUUCAUAUGUUGAUAUUUUAUUAUGUUUCUUAAAGAACAAAUGGUUGUUUUUUUUUUUUUUUUGGUUUAUUUGUUUUUUUAACCAAAAUGUCUAUAAUAGACAUACACACUUGGAUAUAUGGUAUCAGUACUGAGCAAAUGUAAUUUUCUCCCAGAUUUAAGGUACAGGAACAUGAACGUUUGUUUAAUUUUAAGUGAUGCCAAACACUACAGUCUAUGAUUACAUUACCAGAGAUAUUAAGUCAUAACCAAGUCAGUGUUUGUGUCUCCACCUAACGUCACUGAAGCUUUUAUUCUGUCAGCAGUGAUUUGUUUGUCUUUGCACAACAUAUUUAGACACCCUCAAAUGUAAAACCAGCAACAGAAACGUCCUCCGGAGCCUCACAAGGGACAUAUGUUAUACGUUGUGUAAACAAUUAAAUCCACUUUCUGUCACAUUGCACGAGGAGCUGAUAUCCAUGGAAGGCUGUCCUGUAAAGUACCAGCCUACACCCUUUCAUUCACACACACACACAGUUUAAGUAAUGCUUCACAUGCUUAAUGUGUUUAGUCAAGAGACGUGAUGUCGGUGCAGGUAGAAGUCAAACGUGUAGAGGAGUCGCUGUUUUGGGCUUAUUAUGGUCCUGAAAAUGAGCUAGCAAAGUGAGUGUUUUUCUUUUCAUUGUGACUUCAAGAGUAUUUCCAGAUGUAUUUUAAAAUAUAAGUGUUACGUCUUGUUUUGUCUUUUGCUUUUGGAAUCCAUGUGCUAUGUUUCAUGUCAUCUUGUCAUGUGUUUCCAUGUAUGAGGUUCUAAGUUUUUGUCAUGUCCUGUUUUAUUUUGAAAGCGUCACUUCCCCUAUGUGUCUGUUUCAUGUAACUUUGCUUUUAUUUAUCCUGAUUGCUUUCUCCUCCCUUAAUGUGUUUCAGCUGUUUCUUGUUAUGUUGUCUAUUUAGUCCUCGUCUUCCCCGUCACUCUUUGUCAGGUUGUUUGUUUGUGUUCAUGUGUCCAAGCCAGGAUUUUCUAGAGCCACAGAAAGUGUUUUUUCGAGUUCUUUGAUUUAAAUAAAAGAAUAUUGUUUUUGGACCUUGGCCUGCCUGCCUUUUGAGUCUGCAUCGGGGUUCAGCUCUCUGCGUCAGCGACGCUGUACCCGUUUUGCGACAAUAAGUAGAAUUAAUUACAAAUGUAUUUGUAAAUGUAAUGUGAUUCAAAUUCUUUUUCAGUGUAAGAAAGCUUAACAAAUGAGCAUUUUGAAUGUAAACAACCCACAUCUUCAUCACUCGUCAUCCUUUCGUCUGUUCUUGGGGGAAGAAGUAAAAGUACAAAUACCAUAGAGUGAAAAUACUUAACUACUAGUAAAAAUUUUGCAUUUAAAACUGCACUCAAGAAAAAGAUUUUGCUAAUUUGCUAACUGUACUCAAAGUGCUGAAAAUAAAAGUACUCACAGUGCAAUAAAA
This is a messenger RNA of Scatophagus argus, 3976 nucleotides long. RefSeq names its product schwannomin-interacting protein 1. The coding region runs from base 228 to 914 and encodes 228 amino acids. Gene Ontology annotation, biological process: positive regulation of hippo signaling. The record is from RefSeq and is a predicted model, not a curated record. Lineage: Eukaryota; Metazoa; Chordata; Actinopteri; Scatophagidae. Gene Ontology annotation, cellular component: cell junction; plasma membrane. The transcript has 7 exons.